This is a messenger RNA of Diaporthe amygdali, 2154 nucleotides long. Its product is annotated as multispanning membrane. The transcript is spliced from 3 exons. The record is from RefSeq and is a predicted model, not a curated record. Bases 1 to 2154 code for a protein of 717 amino acids. Gene Ontology annotation, cellular component: Golgi apparatus; membrane. Lineage: Eukaryota; Fungi; Ascomycota; Sordariomycetes; Diaporthales; Diaporthaceae. Gene Ontology annotation, biological process: protein localization to membrane; vacuolar transport.
AUGGCAACGACAGCGAGAUCAGGGUUGCUCAGAGUGCUCCUCUGGACCUUGCUCUGGUGUCAAAUCGAUGCCUUCUAUAUUCCCGGCUGGUCCAUAAAAUCAUACAGCCAAAAUGAGAAUAUUCCCUUAAUGGUCAACAAAGCAUACUCAGACAACACUCAAUUGCAAUAUGCCUACUACGACCUCCCCUUCGUCUGCCCUCCUACCGGUCACCACCGCCCGGGCGCGGGGCUGCUCAGUGGCCAGAGCAUCUCCCUGAACCUGGGAGAGGUCCUGCGCGGCGACCGAAUCGUCAUUUCCGACCUCGAGUUGUCAAUGAUGAAGGACAAUGAGUGCAACAUGCUGUGCAACAGGGAGGUUACCAGACGAGACGUCAAGUGGGCGAGAGAGCUUGUCCGCGACGGCUAUGUGGUCGAAUGGAUCGUGGACAACCUUCCGGGGGCAACGAGCUUCGUGACCGUCGACAAGACGCGUAAAUACUACGCCGCUGGAUUCAAGCUGGGGUUCACAGACACAUCUUCCGGCAGGCCUCGCUACUUCCUAAACAACCAUCAUACCAUCGUUGUUCGCUAUCGCAACGCGCCUGGAAAGGCCGGCGAGAGGGGAGAGAAGGUCAUUGUGGGCUUCGAGGUCUACCCCAAGAGCAUCGGGUCUGCCAACAGGAGGAACAAGGACGGGUGCCCCGCCGAUCUGCAGAACAUUGAGCAAAGCUUCGAGCUGUACAUGGCCCCCAACAAAACAGUGUCCGACGCUGCCAACGAGCUCUACUCGCAGUCAUCGUAUCAGCCCGAGAUCGAGGACCUUGACGACGACGCGAGGAUGACUAUCCCCUACACGUACUCGGUCUAUUUUCGCGAGGAUAACACGGUCGAGUGGAAGACGCGCUGGGAUCUCUACUUUGUCAACCAAGAGGAGGGCUCCCGGAUCCACUGGCUGGCCAUCGUCAACUCCUUCAUCAUCUGCGGUCUGCUCACUGGCAUCGUGUUGAUUAUCAUGGCCAAAACGAUUAGGACCGAGAUCAAGGGCUACAAGGACGCUCGUGCUGAAGAGGGCAAGCUCAAGCUCAAAAGAGGCAGCGGCCCGCGAACGCCAAGGUUGUCUGAGAAGAAGGCGCUCGGCUUGCUCGACCAGGACGGCGACGACAACGAUGCCGAUGUUUCUUCCGAAGAUGAAGCUCUUGAGGACGUCACGGGCUGGAAAUUGCUACACGCUGAUGUCUUCCGGGCGCCACAAUAUGGCUGGAUUCUUGCUCCCAUGGUCGGAUCUGGCGUCCAACUUCUUUUCAUGGCUGUGGGACUUGUACUGCUGAGUGCGCUGGGCAUUCUGAACCCCAGCCUCCGGGGCGGAUUCAUCAGCUUUGGCGUCGGCCUGUUUGUCUUUGCCGGUCUGUUCUCUGGCUAUUAUUCGGCUCGGGUGUACAAGACCUUCGAUGGGCAAGAUUUCCUGCGCAAUUCGAUGGUGACGGCACUGCUCUUCCCCGGCCUGGCUUUCGGUCUCAUCUUCAUCCUGAAUCUGUUUGUUUGGGCUCAGGCCUCAAGCACUGCCAUUCCAUUCGGAACCUUGGUCGCCCUGUUGCUCCUGUGGCUGUUCAUCCAGCUUCCCCUCGUCUACGUCGGCUCGCGAUAUGGCUACAACCGCGGCGGAGCGUGGGAGCAUCCUACGAAGACGAGCCUCAUUCCCCGACAAAUACCUCGACAAGCAUGGUACAUCAAGCGCACGCGGUCGAUUUUGCUUGCAGGCCUCAUCCCCUUCGCUGUCAUCUUCAUCGAGCUGCUGUUCGUCUUCCAAUCUGUCUGGCAGGAUAAGUCCGGCUACUACUAUGUCUUCGGCUUCCUCUCCGUUGUCUCGCUUAUCCUCAUCGUAACGGUCGCUGAGACCACCGUUGUGACCGUCUACGUGCAGCUGUGCAGCGAGAAUUACAACUGGUGGUGGCAGUCGUUCCUCGUAGGUGGAGCGAGCUCGGUGUGGGUGUUUGUGUACUGUAUCUGGUACUAUUUCAUGAAGCUGCACAUCACAGGAUUCGUGAGCUCGAUGCUGUUCUUUACCUACAGCUUUAUGGCUUGCUUGGUGUACGGGCUCCUCACGGGCACGGUUGGCUUCCUGAGCGCCUACGCUUUUGUGAGGAGGAUAUAUGGUGCGAUCAAAGCCGAUUGA